Messenger RNA from Staurois parvus, 350 nucleotides. Lineage: Eukaryota; Metazoa; Chordata; Amphibia; Anura; Ranidae. The record is from the annotation of a GenBank genome assembly.
UUAGGAACCGAGACACCGCUGCUCUGUCUCGCGAUCUGUGGGCGCGAUGAUAUGCUGCCCCUGUAACCUGGCCACACCUCCGGGAUCACUCAACAGCUCCGCCUCCUCGCCGCUGAUUGGCCACCGGAAACUGUAGCUCAGGAGAGGCACACAGGCGGCCAAUCACCGGUGAGGAGGAGGGGGAGCUUGGAGAGGAGAUGAGCCGAGCGGCAGAGUGCGCAGAUCGAAGAAGAUCGAGGGAGCUGCAGGACCGAGUGAAGAGGAGAGAGGCCAGAGAAGGAAGACAGCUGACAGGUAAGGGAGAGAGCGAUGCCCAGGCUGGAGCAGGGUCCAAGCAAGGUAAGUAUCAU